AGCAAAAAGGGUAGUUUUUGUCGGUUGAAUCAAAUCUAUUUUUCUCCAUCUCUCUCUGGAUCUAUAGCUGAUCUGCAUUGCGGCUUGUAGCUGGUAUUUUUUCCAUAGUUGUAAGCUAUGGUGACAAUCCGGAGUGGUUCGAUCGUGAUUCUGGUUCUGCUGGCUGUAUCAUUCCUGGCGUUGGUUGCAAAUGGAGAGGACAAAACGAUUAAAGUGAAGAAAGUGAGGGGAGAGAGGGUGUGCACACAGGGAUGGGAAUGCAGCUGGUGGUCUAAAUACUGCUGUAACCAGACGAUAUCAGAUUACUUUCAGGUUUAUCAGUUCGAGCAACUCUUUUCCAAAAGGAACACUCCCAUAGCUCACGCUGUUGGUUUCUGGGACUACCAGUCCUUCAUUACUGCUGCUGCCCUCUAUGAGCCUCUUGGUUUUGGUACCACUGGAGGGAAACUCCAGGGACAGAAAGAAAUGGCUGCCUUUCUCGGUCAUGUCGCCAGCAAAACGUCCUGUGGCUAUGGAGUCGCAACAGGAGGGCCUUUGGCUUGGGGUCUGUGCUAUAACAGGGAAAUGAGCCCAAUGCAAUCCUACUGUGACGAGUCCUGGAAAUUCAAGUACCCUUGCAGUCCUGGAGCUGAAUACUACGGACGUGGUGCCUUACCCAUUUACUGGAACUUCAACUACGGUGCAGCUGGGGAAGCCCUGAAAGCUGAUCUCUUGAACCACCCCGAGUACAUCGAGCAGAAUGCGACACUUGCAUUUCAAGCUGCAAUCUGGAGAUGGAUGACUCCAAUCAAGAAAUAUCAGCCCUCGGCUCACGACAUCUUUGUCGGAAACUGGAAACCUACAAAGAACGACACUUUGUCCAAGCGUGGCCCAACUUUCGGCAGCACCAUGAACGUCUUGUACGGAGAGUACACAUGUGGUCAAGGUUCCAUUGAUCCAAUGAACAACAUAAUCUCACACUACUUAUACUUCCUCGACCUCUUGGGUAUUGGAAGAGAAGACGCAGGGCCAAACGAGGAGCUGAGUUGCGCAGAACAGAAACCUUUCAACCCAUCAACUGUACCUUCCUCUUCCUCUUCGCACGGGGGAAGAAGGAAGAAGAUGACCGUAUCAAUCGUCUCUUUCCCCAUCUGCGCAAGAAUCACGCUGAUUUGGUUUCUCACUUCUCUUAUAUCCGUAUCUUCUAAUCCCGGAGUGUUCAAUGUUAAGUACCGUUAUCCAAGGCUUCAAGGGUCUUUAAGCGCCUUAAAGGAGCACGAUGACCGGCGUCAGCUCACAAUUCUCGCCGGAAUCGAUCUACCCCUUGGUGGAACUGGUCGUCCUGAUAUCCCCGGGCUUUAUUAUGCAAAAAUUGGAAUUGGAACACCUGCUAAGAGCUAUUAUGUUCAAGUCGACACAGGCAGUGAUAUUAUGUGGGUUAACUGCAUCCAGUGCAAACAAUGUCCUAGACGAAGCACUCUCGGUAUUGAGCUUACACUCUACAACAUUGACGAAUCAGACAGUGGAAAGUUGGUCUCUUGUGAUGAUGAUUUUUGCUACCAGAUUAGUGGUGGUCCUCUCUCGGGCUGCAAAGCUAAUAUGUCUUGUCCUUAUCUUGAGAUUUAUGGAGAUGGUAGCUCUACUGCUGGUUAUUUUGUCAAAGAUGUUGUGCAGUAUGACAGUGUUGCUGGUGAUCUCAAGACUCAGACAGCUAAUGGGAGUGUCAUAUUUGGGUGUGGUGCUAGGCAGUCAGGAGAUCUAGACUCUUCUAAUGAAGAAGCACUUGACGGAAUACUUGGAUUUGGGAAAGCUAAUUCCUCCAUGAUUUCCCAGCUGGCCUCAUCAGGGAGAGUGAAAAAGAUAUUUGCUCAUUGCUUAGAUGGAAGAAAUGGAGGUGGUAUAUUUGCUAUUGGGCGUGUUGUGCAACCAAAAGUAAACAUGACACCAUUGGUACCCAAUCAACCACAUUACAAUGUCAAUAUGACAGCAGUUCAAGUUGGUCAGGAGUUCCUAAAUAUCCCAGCGGAUUUAUUUCAGCCUGGAGAUAGAAAAGGAGCGAUAAUUGACAGUGGUACAACCUUGGCCUAUCUUCCAGAGAUAAUCUAUGAACCAUUGGUGAAGAAGAUAACCUCGCAGGAGCCUGCUCUGAAAGUUCACAUAGUGGAUAAAGAUUAUAAAUGCUUUCAGUACUCUGGAAGAGUUGAUGAGGGGUUUCCGAAUGUCACUUUCCAUUUCGAGAACUCGGUUUUCCUCAGGGUUUAUCCUCAUGACUAUUUGUUCCCUUAUGAAGGAAUGUGGUGCAUUGGUUGGCAAAAUAGCGCAAUGCAAUCCAGGGAUAGGAGAAACAUGACACUUUUGGGAGAUUUGGUGCUUUCAAACAAACUUGUUCUCUACGAUCUCGAAAAUCAGCUCAUUGGAUGGACUGAGUACAACUGCUCAUCAAGCAUAAAAGUAAAAGACGAAGGCACAGGAACAGUUCAUCUAGUAGGCUCACAUUUUAUCUCUUCUGCAUUACCUUUGGAUACCUGUCUGUUUCUACUUUCUGUACUUCUCCUCAUGACUAUGUUCCUCCUUUAGAGACUUCUUAUAGUUUAUCUUUUGUACAUAGAUUCAACAUUUUGCU
Molecule: messenger RNA, 2602 nt
Organism: Arabidopsis arenosa
Lineage: Eukaryota; Viridiplantae; Streptophyta; Magnoliopsida; Brassicales; Brassicaceae
Source: the annotation of a GenBank genome assembly